Molecule: messenger RNA, 434 nt
Organism: Leptinotarsa decemlineata (Colorado potato beetle)
Lineage: Eukaryota; Metazoa; Arthropoda; Insecta; Coleoptera; Chrysomelidae
Gene: SLO2
Product: slowpoke 2
Biological process (GO): potassium ion transmembrane transport
Cellular component (GO): plasma membrane
Molecular function (GO): outward rectifier potassium channel activity; intracellular sodium-activated potassium channel activity
Source: RefSeq, a predicted model, not a curated record
ACAUUUGGCAGCAGUUGCUGUCAUUCCAUUUCAUCUUAGAAAUAGUCAACACCAUCCCAUUUACAUUAACACUUUUCUACCCACCGUUACGGAAUCUCUUCAUUCCAGUUUUUCUGAACUGUUGGCUGGCAAAGCACUCUCUGGAAAAUAUGUUUAACGAUCUUCACAGAGCGAUGCAGAAGUCCCAAUCUGCUCUUUCACAACAACUCACAAUUCUGUCAGCGACUCUCGUAUGUCUCGUAUUCACCAGCGUUUGCGGUAUUCAGCACUGCCAGAGAGCUGGUCAUCGACAUCUGAAUCUCUUCCAAGCAACUUACUAUGUUGUAGUGACCUUCUCCACUGUUGGAUAUGGUGAUUUCGUUCCUGAUAUUUGGCCCUCCCAGCUCUGGAUGGUCAUCAUGAUAUGUGUGGCGCUCAUUGUACUGCCAACGCAG